UUGUGCUGAGAGAACUGAUGAGCACGACCUGAUACUGAGCAUGCGUGUAUAGGCUUGCACUUUUGACUUUCACAACAAGGCACGUAAGUUUCGUUUCUCCGCUGCCGCCGCCCACUGAGUCAGUUGUUUGUCGUCAGUUAUCGCGGCUCCCUCGACGUCUCACAAUGGCGGAAAAUAUGUCUCUACUUGGUCUCGAAGACGAGUUGACAUGCAGCAUUUGUUUAUGUCUUUUCGAGAACCCGGUGAGUUUAAUCUGUGGACACAGUUUCUGCGCCAGCUGUCUCGAAGCGACAUGGAAAGAUAAGUUAUUACCACUGUCCUGCCCUCAUUGCCGAAUGGCUUUCAGCAGUAAACCAGAACUCAAGAAGAACACCGUCCUCAGCGCGGUCCUGGAUGCCUACAGAAUAAAAGCGGGUGUCCCCGAACCCCUUAAGGAACCAUUUGAGGUGAAAAAGAAAGAUCCAGAUGAAAUGCAAUGUGACACCUGCAUGGAAGCCAAAGCGGUCAAAACAUGUCUGACUUGUAUGGCUUCUUAUUGUGAGGAUCAUGUUAGGCCUCACCAUGAGAAUGCUAUUUUCCGGGCGCAUCAGCUGUCUGACCCGCUCCCAGAUCUGAUGGAGCGUCUCUGUUCCGAUCAUGGCAAACUGAUGGAGUUCUACUGCGUUCAGCACCAGAGCUGCAUCUGCACCAAUUGUCUGCAGUGCGUUCAUAAAGGCUGUGAGUUCAUUACCGCAGAUGACCGGCGCUUUAAACAAAAGACUGACCUGACUGACAAGCUCAACAUCCUUGAAGACAAAACUGACAAGAAUCAGCAGGUUCUCACACAGAUGAAGGAGCAACAAACCAAAUUAAAAGAAUUAGCUACAACCCGCAAACGUAUGCUUGAGGUAGAAUACAGGCAGAUCAGAGAAGCGAUCGACCGUGAUGAGAAAGAGGCAAUGUUUGCUAUUGAUAAGGAACAGGAGAAAGGUCAGAGCAAACUGGUCUCCUUGAUGAAGAAAUUUAAUGAGAACAUCGAGAAGAUGAAUAGGACCAAAUCUGAGAUCAACACACUGUUGGACCAGUCGCAAUCCAUCACAUUCUUAAAGGCCUCUGUGGAUUUGCCCUCAGUGGUAAAUUUUGAGCCCCAUAACCCUCGCAUGACUGUUGAAAGUAAAGAGGUGAUAGCUUACCAUUCCUCUGCAGUUGCACUGAGGGAUUGGAUCACCAAAUUAAUGGAGCAGCCAACAGAGAACAGAAUCUUUGUACUUAAACCAGAGUUUGAAAAAUCUGUUCUUGGUUCAGGAAACCAAUUCUCAAUUCCUCCACUCCUGCCACAUCCAAGAGAGUAUCCAAGAGAUUUUGCUGUGAGCCAUGAGAUGUCACGUAUGAGUUCUCCCAGCCAAGCCUUCACCCCCAAAACCAAGGCUCAAGGAGCUAAACAGAAAAACAAGAUUCCUAAUAAAGAGCUUAAAGAUCACAAAGAACGUAAAGACCAGAAGUCAAACAGAUCCAGGAAUCCCUCUAAAGGAAUAAACCCUGCUUUCUCCAAAAGCAUGGAGAACUUGCUUGACUUCACACCUAAAACUGUAGACAUACCUGACAUAUCUCAGCCUCUAAGUUCACCGGCUGCGCAAAACUUUGUUAAAAGGAGUGAACUUCUUAAAUAUGGCACUAUCCUCAAUUUUGAUGUCAGAACAGCUCACAAGCGACUUUCCCUGUCUGAAAACAACACCAAAGCGACAGUUUCGGAUGACCCUGUUAACUAUCCAGAUAUUCCCCUUCGCUUUUCUGUCUGUUCCCAGGUGCUUUGCACAAAGGGUUUCUCUCAGGGCCGUCAUUACUGGGAGAUCAAAAUGAGCAGUAACAACUUCUGUGGAUUGGGCCUUGCAUACGGAAGAAUUGACCGCAAGGGUCCUGCUAGCCGCCUUGGGCGUAAUGCAGAAUCCUGGUGUGUGGAGUGGUUUAACAUGAAGCUUUCCGCAUGGCACAACAGCAUUGAGACGGUGUUGGCAAAUCCCAACCCAAGCCGUGUGGGCGUCCUGCUAGACUGCGAUCAGGGAAGUGCAACUCUCUAUAAUGUGCAGGACCGGUCCUUCCCCUUCCACACCUUCGUCUUCCCUUUCACUGAGGCUGUUUAUCCAGCUUUCUGGAUCUUCUCAAAUGGUUCUUCUGUGUCUCUGUGCAAGCUUAGCAACUGAAACUAUGAGGUUAACUGUUAUACAUUUUUAUUAAUGGAUGUUUUGUUCAUCUUUGCGACGCAAAGAAGUUUCUUUUUGUAAUUCUCUAAUCAUUUUGUCCAUCCAUUGAAAGUCCACACAAGCUUCAAGUUUAUAAAAAUAUCCAGUGAGGAUUGUUCUCGCAUCAAAACCCUCAAAGCAAGCAUAUUUGAACUUGUUCAUCAAGCAUGAUUGAGCUGCUGUUGACCGUAUUAGAUGCUAUGUGUGUGUUGGAUAUUGUUAUGUGAAUAAAAUCCUAAAUUAAAUUUGUUCAGCAUAUGAAGUGAUAAUUUCUCUUCAGAAGACUUGGAUUAAACUGCUGGAUUUAUAUGGAUUACUUUAACGAUGUCUUGAAGGUUGCCUUGACUUUAAAUGGAUGGACAAAAAUAUGCAAGUAUAUUAUAAGUAAAAAAUAAAUCUUAAUUUCUGUUGAAUUAAAGGAAAUCACAAGGGCGAGUAAAUGAAUACAGCACUUUCAUUUAUGGUGGAACUUUCCCUCUAUUUUUUUAUUACUAUUAUUAUUAAUUUGGUGUGUUUUAUUAUAUGAUUACAAUAUGGGUGUCUUUCAAAGGACCUUGGCAGACAAUAAAGCCAGGGUUGUCAUAUUACAUUUUUAAUUCAAAAUUUAGUAUGUUGGGAACUUGGGAUUGUACAGACUUUAUAAAGCAUACUUUGUAGUCUAUAAAUGUUCAUUAAUAUCUUUUAAUAUUGACCAAAAAAUUUUGAUUGAUGGGUGGACUACAUAAAGCAUAUUAUGUAGUCCAUAAAUGUUCAUUAAUAUCUUUUAAUAUUGACCAAAAAAAAAAAAAAUGAUGGAUGGAUGGACAUCUAAAGGCUAAUACAGUCAAACUCAUUAUUGCAAAAUAAACCUCACCAGAGUGUCAACCAGAAUCGAGUAUUACAAAAAGCCACAAUAGUCAUAUGUCAUCGAUCCAUUAAGAGGUAAAUUCAGUGUACAUAGGCUUGCAAAUGUGAUGUUCACUGUUCUCUGAAAUCUGUUGUUGCAGAUUUUAGGUGUGAGUUGUUUGAAGUGUUUAACUUCAUAACAUGAUUACUCCUGACAUUUGUUGGUUUUAUCACAUGGGCAAAGUCCAUUGCUAGUGAGCUCCAGAUAGAGUUGUCUUGGUUCCUGACCAAAGUAUCCUGGCUUGCUCCAGUCAGAACUGUUUUUAAGUGUUUCAUGUGAAGAAUUAGUCCCUUCACAUAAAUUCUGACACAUUUAAUGUGUGACAAG
Messenger RNA from Pimephales promelas (fathead minnow), 3432 nucleotides. It is a transcript of the gene trim25, whose product is annotated as tripartite motif containing 25. Gene Ontology annotation, molecular function: zinc ion binding; protein binding. The record is from RefSeq and is a predicted model, not a curated record. NCBI's taxonomy places the organism in Eukaryota, Metazoa, Chordata, Actinopteri, Cypriniformes, Leuciscidae.